AUGACUGCUCCUGUAUGUUUUCCAGAUAUUGUCAACCUCACCGCGGCUUCUUGUUCAGCAUUGUCAAUAAGAGAUUCUUCAACUCGCAGUGGAAUGUAUUACAUUAAUCCCCAAGGACUAAGUUCAUAUCCAUUAGUUCAAGUGUACUGUAACAUGACUUCGAAGGAUGGUGUUGGUGUGACAGAGAUUGGACACGACCAUGAAUCGCGAACACUCGUGGUCGGAUACGAGAGCCAGGUUCUUACAUACGGAACAUCAAAUAUAUCAUUUCAAUGGAACAUAUUAUUGCAAUUACGAAUCUGUCCAAGAAUUGUGAGCAGUUUAUAAAAUAUGAAUGUCGUGGAAGCUCCUUUCGAAACGCUGGAGGUCAUUAUAGUUGGUGGAUAUCGCGUCAAGGUUCGAAGAUGAAUUACUGGGGUGGAGCCGCAGUUAACAGCAGUGAAUGUGCAUGUGGAAUGAUCGACACAUGCGCAGGUGGGGGAAAAUGUAAUUGUGACGUCAAUGACUACACAUGGCGUGAAGAUAGUGGGUACCUGACAGACAAGAAUACGCUUCCUGUUACUGAGCUGAGAUUUGGUGAUACAGGUGGCCAAGGAGAGAAAGGAUAUCAUACACUGGAAAAACUGCGAUGUUGGGGUUAG
Molecule: messenger RNA, 641 nt
Organism: Paramuricea clavata
Lineage: Eukaryota; Metazoa; Cnidaria; Anthozoa; Malacalcyonacea; Plexauridae
Source: the annotation of a GenBank genome assembly